Molecule: messenger RNA, 3068 nt
Organism: Microplitis mediator
Lineage: Eukaryota; Metazoa; Arthropoda; Insecta; Hymenoptera; Braconidae
Product: peroxidase-like
Exons: 8
Coding region: 230-2305 (691 amino acids)
Biological process (GO): response to oxidative stress
Molecular function (GO): heme binding; peroxidase activity
Source: RefSeq, a predicted model, not a curated record
UAGACUUCCAGUCGUGCGCGUUCAUACCAUCCAUACAAUACACCAUAAGAGUCAUUGACUUACAAAGGAUAUACAUAAAUAAAUCUAUCAAAAAAUAUUAUUAUUUUUUUAUAAUAAUAUGAGUAGAUUGUGAAAAAUGGUUUUUAAACAUUAAAGAAAAAAUUAUUGUCAUUACAAUUUCUACAAAUUAAUAUUAGUUCAUCCUGUCAAUUUUGGUGAUUACAGCAUAAUGUUUAUUUAUAUUCUAUGGUGGUUAAUUCCCUUAGUAAGCAAUGUGCGAGGCAUAAUGCUACCAUCGAAAAUGAUACAACAUUUAAGUAGACAUGUAAAUGACGCGAUGAAAAAAUAUGAUGAAAAAGAAUUGGCCAUUCUCAAUAACGGAACUCAAUUAACUAAAGGAUCCUCUCCCUGGUUUCUAAGUUUGUCUCAUGAAAUUUCUGACGCCGCAAAAAAUCUUUCUAAGCAAGCACUGAGAAGAGAAACAAUGGCAAUUAUGUUGGUUCAAGCAUUUCGAAUGUCUCCAAAAGAUGCAGUUUCAUUAUUACCAACCAUGACAUUAGGAUCUAACAUCUGCAGUGAUAUUAAUGCUUUUAGGAAUAUUAUUAUAGAAUGUAAAAACACCAACUUCAGAUAUAGAACUUAUUCCGGUAGAUGUAAUAAUUUAUUACAUCCAUCUUGGGGAGCAGCUUUAGAAAGUUACACGCGAAUCUUACCACCAGAAUAUCAAGAUGGUGUAUCAUUGCCACGAUUAUACGAACCAAGUGCACACGAGAUAUCAAUUAAAGUUUUUCCUGAUGGUAUUGACAUUAAACAUCCAUAUUUAAUGGUGAUAACUACACUAUUUGGCCAAUUUAUUGCCCAUGACUUGGCUCAUACACCGAAAAUGGUAUUACCAGAUGGCAAUAAAUUUAAAUGCUGCAAUGUAGAUUAUGAGAAUUUCCAUCCUGAAUGUUUUCCUAUUAAAACAAAAAAUUAUUCAGGUUGUAUGGAAUAUACACGAUCUGCUCCACAUCCUGGCAACACAUAUCAGGGUUGCAAAUUAGGAUCAAGACAACAAAUAAAUCAAGCAACAUCAUUUUUAGACUUAUCCACAAUAUAUGGAAAUUCUGAAUACGUUGCACAAAGUUUACGUGCCAACAGAAGUGGUCUUCUUAAUACUCAAAAAAAAAAUUUACCAAUACCAUUAAAAGAUUUGGAUGAUUGUCGAAAUGAUAAAAAAGCUCUACCAUGCUUUUUCAGUGGAGAUUUACGAAUUAAUGAAAAUCCUGGUAUUGCUUUAAUGCAUAUUCUAUUUUUACGUGAGCACAAUAGAAUCGCUAAACGAUUGAAUGUAUUAAACCCACACUGGAAUGAUGAAAAGCUGUUUCAAGAAUCACGGAGAAUUGUUAUUGCUGAGAUGCAGCAUAUUACCUACAAUGAAUUUUUGCCAGUUAUCAUUGGUGAAAGUAAUCUUUAUAGAUAUAAUUUGCGGUUAGCUAAGCCUGGUGCCUUCACCUUUUAUGAUCCAAGAAUUGAUCCAACAUUACCGAAUGCUGUUGCGUCUGUCGGACUUUUCGUUUUUACUGCUCUAACACCAAAAAUAUCUGACACCAUGGAGUCUCGUUUGGCUGUUAAAUCGAGCGAUAGAUCUACGUUUUCGACUUUUUAUGCUCAUCAAGACUUAUAUGAAAUGGGGGCUAUCGAUCGAUUAAUAACUAGUGCAACUGUUGGACAUUUGAGGGAGCCAUUAAGAUUGAAUGAAAUAUUAUCAAAAAGGUACUUAUACGAUGAAAAAACUAAUGAAGUUGUUGUAGAUUACGUAGCUCAAAUAAUCCAACAAGGAAGAGAUCAUGGAUUACCACCGUAUAUUAGAUGGCGACCAUUUUGUAACCUCGCUGGAGUUGAAACUUUUACCGAUCUUCGAAGUACAAUGAGUAAAGAUAGCAUUAAACGACUUCAACAUGUUUAUAGAAACGUGGGUGACAUUGAUUUAAUAACAGGCGCCCUAUUGGAAUUACCUAUUAAGGACGCAGUGAUGGGACCUACGUUUCUUUGUUUAAUCAGCUUUGCCUUCAGGAAUAUUCGUUUGGGUGAUAGAUACUGGUUCGAAAAUACUAAAACACCAGGUGCUUUUACAAUUGAACAAUUAGAUGAAAUUCGUAAAUCUACAUUAGCUAAACUAUUAUGUGAUAAUGGAGACACAUUGAAACAUGUACAACCUAAAGCAUUUCUUCUUGAGGAUCCUUUUCUUAAUCAAGUCACGGAUUGUUCAUCGUAUUUAAAACAUAGCAUAGAUCUUACAGCUUGGAAAGAACAACGUAAAUGAAUUAUUUACCCCAGACUUUUUGAAUAGUUUGUAAUAGUGUGUAAAAUAAAAUAAUAAUGACAGAAUUUUAUUCACUACGUGCACGACAGCAGCUCCAAGUAAUGAAUGAAGUAAAGGGGGAAAUUGAGGUACAUUCAAUAUAUAAUUUAAUAGGAGUUCGCGUUAAAAAUUAUAAUUUUUCGAUCUUAAAAAAAUUCUAUGAAUAUCAAAAGCUAGCAAAAAGUUUUAUAAAUUUUUAUUAUAUUUGGUAUCAGUUUAACUCACAAGAAAUAAGGAUGAUCAACAAAAAAAUACCAAAUAAAAUACUUAACACUUAGUGAAAAUUUAGUUAUAAGUAUUGUCAAAGUUUAAAAAAAUAAUAACUCAAAAUAAAAAUUUCUUAAAAAACUAAAAUUAUUAUAUAUUUAUAAAAAAAAAUUUCAUUUUCUUCAUAAUUAAAAGAAAACUAAAUAAAUAAAAUGGUUUAAAUACACAUGAAGAAAUGUUGAACACCUCAAAAUGUAAAUUUUCUUAACCCUUUGUCACCCGCAUCACUUUUUCAUCCUUCGUCACUCGCGCGGUGAGCGCUGCACCGCCGUGUUAAAUCAAGCGCGCUGUUGCCACAUUUUUCAGAUUGCUAAAUCUAUAUAAAAAAUAAUCUAAAUGAAAUUUUUUUUAAUAAUUAAUUUAUCGAAAUUAAAAAAUAAAAGAUAGAUUUUCCAUUUUGUUUUUAAUUUUUUUUAUUAGGAAUUACUCCGUUUCAAUUAAAAUUAAAUUUUUUUUA